Coregonus sp. 'balchen' is the source of this 6054-nucleotide messenger RNA. The record is from the annotation of a GenBank genome assembly. Lineage: Eukaryota; Metazoa; Chordata; Actinopteri; Salmoniformes; Salmonidae.
AUGAAGACGGAGAGUAUGGUGCAAAACAUUCCGUUCGUCGGCAGAAAGCGAAGUCUGAUCGAAGAUGCCCGGAAAGAGCGCGCCAGCGGUUCAUCGUCCCCUGGCCCAUCGCGGUGCGGUGAAAACUUUGUGUUUGAGGAAAAGGAAGGAAACGUGACACUGAACAUUCUUUUCGCACUCAGCCAUGAGAAGAAUGCAGGGUUCUUUAAAACUGGCAAAGUCUUUGAGGUAAGGAAAGCAUGUUCAUCAUUAUAUAUGAGUUGCAGAUGGAGAGCUUCAAUAAAUCAGGUCUACGGCAUCGAAUCAAUGUGAUAAAAUAUAAAUGUGUUUGCUUAAAUAUGAUAUUUAUGUCUUUACCAUGCAUUCAGACGUUUGAAGCAAAGCUUCUGCAUAUUGAGAGCCGACCAGGGAGGAAGUCUAAGAACAGUGGCUGUGAUGAUCUGGAGUUCUUUAUGAGGUGUGAAGUGCACAGCUCCGACACAAACAUCUUCAUCAACUCACUCAAGAGAGUCGCCGACGAUGUACGCACCAUCCCAGAGGAAAAAGGUUAUAAUAACAUUAUAAUGAAAUAAUAAUCAUAAGUGUCUAAUAAUAGUAAUGUUUUUAUUGGUUUUGUUAUCGUUUAGAAUACAAUAACACCUAAUCAUUUAAAAUUGUGUGAAAUAAUUAUGCUCUGCAUAUUUUUCCUGUUUCCUUGUUUUAGUUCCCUGGUUCCCCAGAAAGAUCAGAGAUCUGGAUAAAUGCAACCUGUUGAUAACGAAAUAUGAUCCAGAUAUGGACCAAGAUCAUCCAGUAAUUGUUUAUUUUUACCUUAGGCUACCAUUUAUAUGACAUUGAUACAAUAUUUGUAAAAUUCACUUGAUUGUUAGAAAUAAUACUCAACUAUCAAAAAUGAUUAAAAAAACAAAAACAAAUUAUGGCUAACUAAAUUACUCAUUUUUCAGGGAUUCAGUGAUCCAGAAUACAGAAAAAGAAGGUGCUUCAUCGCUGAACUUGCAGCGAAUUACAAACAGUAAGUAAUUGAUCCCAUAAUUUUCCCCUUUCAAAAAAGUGAUUCCCAUGUUGUCAGUCGCUCUUGGAUGCCAGCACUGCAUCAUUGGACCAAAGGCAUUACAUUGUAGUAAUGCAUUAGUAAAGGAAUGAUUGAUGCAUUGAUCUCUGUUCCACAGGGGGGAACCAUUACCCAGAGUGGAGUACACACCAGAGGAGGUGGCCACAUGGUGAGAAUAACAGCUCAUGUAUAGUAUACUGGAGAUGGACAUCGACCACUAGUCUUCUUUCAUAAUGAUAAUAGUCUACAGUCAAUAUACCUGUGGAGUUCGAAUGACAGUGUUCUAAUGACUCUGCUGCUGCUGUCAUUUAACAGGAGAGAGGUAUACCGGACCCUGAGGACCAUCUACCCUGACCUGGCGUGCAUACAGUUCAUGGAUGGGCUGCAGCAGCUGGAGAGGGAGUGUGGCUACGGAGAGGACAGUAUCCCCCAGCUCCGGGAGGUCUCUGCCUUCCUCAAAGGUGAGGCGCAGCAGUCUAUCUCUGCCUGAAGGACAGAGCAAUGGCAGCACUAUGACCAGCUUCAAGGAAUAAAACAGACAACCGACAGAGGCAAAUCCGGCAUGCCCAUGACUUUCCAUUGACUGAGUAAUUCUGGUCAAUGACUGUGCGCACCUUAUAGAUUGAUUGUGUCUCGGUUACUUUCAUGUAGAUUGGUUACAACAGUAACAAUAACAUUAGGGGUUGUUCUCGUAUUGCAGAAACAGUCACCGUGUAUGAACAUCAGCAUGUAUGCCACUGGUGAAUAUGUGUAUGUCUGACAGUUGGCACCUUGCUAUGUGUUCUUGUUUGUCCAGAGAAGUCAGGCUUCCAGCUGCGUCCGGUGGCAGGGCUACUCUCCGCCAGAGACUUCCUAGCUAGCCUGGCCUUCAGACUGUUCCAGUGUACCCAGUACAUCCGCCACGCCUCCGCACCCAUGCACUCCCCCGAGCCGUAAGUCAAUUGGUGUUAUUGUCAUAGUAGGAUCACUUGAAAUAAUAAAUGUGCGUCAUGAUAAUCAGUUUACUAACUGAUCAUAAAUAAUAACAUCUGUAUGAUUCAUGUGUAUCAUGAUAAUGAGUCUAAUCAAUGGACAUAUUCACGUGCAUCAUGUAUUCACUGCUUUUGCGCUUCCUUCCCUCAGAGAUUGUUGUCACGAGUUACUCGGCCAUAUUCCUAUGCUUGCAGACAAAGAAUUUGCCCAGUUUUCCCAGGUAAAAACAUUUAGACUUAUAAUAUGGUUCAUAUAAUGUUUGGGAGUAAUAAUACAUCAAUUAUAAUAAUACAUUAAAUGUCAUAUCAUGGCGCAACACUCACAAUUGUUUGUCAUUUGCAGGAAAUCGGCCUAGCCUCACUGGGCGCAUCAGACGAGGAUAUUGAGAGACUCUCAACCGUAAGAGCUGACCUUUGAGCUUUCAUUUCAAAAUAAGCACUUACCAAUCAAAUUUAAAACAUUAGAUACUGCACUGGUUGGGUGUUGGACUGCAAAUAAUGGCCCUUUGCUGCCAUCUAGUGGAAAAUAUAAAAUACUGACCAAUCUGAUAAUUUGACUGAUGUGUUGUCAGGCGUGAAAUGAAGCCUUAUAAUUUCCUCAUCACUUGUUGUCAUUCCUCCGACAGCUGUACUGGUUCACGGUGGAGUUUGGACUUUGUAAGCAGAAUGGAACUGUAAAGGCAUACGGUGCCGGCCUCCUGUCCUCCUAUGGAGAACUCAUUGUGAGUAGGAUUUUACAUUGGUACUCUGUAGCUUUGUACUGAUAGAGGGGACUAAUUCCUAAUUUCUUAUCUCUGUUUUCAUAUAACAUGCCGCUAAACAUUUCUGAAGGAGUCUAAAAUGAUAACUAAUCACUUUUCUUAUUUCCAUCUUUCAGUAUGCUCUCUCUAACGAACCUGAGUACAAGCCAUUCAACCCUGAGGAGACUGCAAUCCAGCCUUACCAGGACCAGACUUUCCAACCUGUCUACUUUGUCUCAGAAAGCUUUGAGGAUGCCAAGAUUAAGAUGAGGUACAUCAAUGCCUACAAGUGGUGUAUGUCUAUAUGUGAGCACUUCAGUAAAUGUGUAAGAUGUGGUGUAUACCGUUUGAGUUGAUCUUGUCGCUCCUGGAUGCAGUGCAGCACUGGUUUUGGAGAGGAGACAGUGGGAACCUCAGGGGAUCUGAGUGAAGACACAGAAGUAAAUCAGACUGAAGGCAGCUGUUUAGGAGUUAGGGGUUAGAGGUUGCAAACCUGUACUCAUAAUUAGCAUAAUAUGUUUUGUAAUAUAUUAAUGUCAUCUGAAUGAGCUGAGUAUGGAUGGACAUAGAGAAGGGAUGGGCAACUCCAGUCCUCUGGGGCCGGAUUGGUGUCACACUUUUACCCCGUCCCUAGCACAAACAGCUGAAUAAACUAAUUGCAUUCUAAACUGAAGAUCAUGGUUAGUUGAUUAUUGGAGUCAGGUAUGUUAGCUGGGGCUGGGGCAAAAGUGUGACACCAAUCAGGCCCCUGAGGACUGGAGUUGCCCAUCCCUGACAGAGUAAAACACAUACAAUUCAAAAGGCACUAUGUGUGUGUAAGUGUGUGUAACCCAUCAUUAUGAGAGAGAUGAGAUGACUUGAGGAGACAGUCGGGGUCAUACUUAAAUUUAACCCAUAAGAGUCUAAGCCCUGUCUAAGCCGAUUUUUGGGAUGUCUCAUGGUCUGACAAACACCACUCUAGCUCUGUCACCUUUUACCGCAAAUGCGGAAGUGUUACAUAGGCGGAUGCAGUGCAUUGAGACACAUCUAAUGCAAAAACAGAUAUCUCUAGCUUAAACUGACAGAUUUUUUUAUUACGCUAAUUAGGGAGUUUUAAACAGGUUCUCCGGCACAAAAUGCAUAUUUCAGCCAAUUAAAAUCGUCUAUUUACUUGUACUUGACAGAACACUAAAUUGUAGCUGGUCCCAUCCGAUAACAUGGCACACGUUAGCCCUAUGCUAACCUCACCAGGUGGCACUGAUUAUAUCCUGGCACAAGUUCUGCAUCAGCCAAUUAAAAUUGUCAACGUGGUUGGACGUGUUCCAACACUUGUUCAUGGAAGCUUCCUUACCAUACCUCAGUCUAACAGCACGUUCUGAUCAUCAAAGCAACUAUCAUGUGUAUUUGACUGACUGGUCAAAUUGCUCUCUGUGUGCAGAGUCCACGUAAUUGUCGCAGAUUGUGGCAAGGGUUCGAAUUUCACAUGAGUUUCCCUCCCCCUUUGAAAUGUAGAUAUACAUGUACUGUAUUAGUGUGUUGAAAAGGGACACCUACAGCCAACAGCCUAGCAGACAAACAUACUGCUAUGGCCUAGUAAUCAUAUUGCAUAGGCUAUUUACAUGGACGUGUACACUUACAUUUAGGCCUACAAUGUUUUAUAUGCAUUUUUAUAAUCAUCAACUUUGUCACAUAUAAGUUAUUUGAGCAUUACAAAGUGUACAGUAGGAUUGCAGUUUGCAAUCUCGUUAUCAUCCUAAAGAUGGCAGUAUUACAGUUAUUUUAAAGAAGUUUAUCACACUUGGCUAUCAUUAGGAUUCUAAUGUAGCUACACAUACAUGCAGGCCUACAACAUUUUGUAGGCUAUGCAUUAUUAUGCAUUAUUAUAAUCAUCCACUUGGUUAAAUGCGUUUUGAAUUGAGCAUCAAGGACCGGCCGUGAAUAGUUUUUCCUCAACAAAAAAGCUUGAUAGGAGGGGGACUCAAACCCAUGGUGAACUAUCGAUUUCAAGUCAACCGCUUUGGCAGUGUAUGCCACCUAGAGGCUAUGAUGACAAUGAUAGUCUACAUGCUAUUUGACAAAUCCAUAAGGCUCUUCAUUAUUUUAUACGAUGUACGAUAAACUUAAAUGUUGUAAGGAUCUCAUAUAAUUUUUCCAUAAAGGCACAUGGAUGUGUGUGAAACAGAUAAACAAAAAUGUGGGAUUUUGUUAUAAAUGCGAAAACGUGAAAAUGUUGUCUAACAUUAGGAGUAGCUAGUAGUGUAGUCAAGGAUGCAUCAAUGCAAUAUUGGCACACAACAUUUUGUUACAGACCAACAGAACAGCAAAGAUUAUGGAUAUACUGACAAGAUACAUGUCUCUCCGCCCUAAAAACGGGAGUCGUUGUCUACAAAGAGGCACGGCGGGCUGUCUAGCUCCCGCCUAUCCUUUCUUUGGAUUGGUGGAUACAUCUCAUUAUUGUAAUCCUUAUCUGAAUAUUCGAUGAGGGUUAUUGACAUCAACCGCCUGUAUUCAAUUGAGAGAAAUACUAUGCUACAAGUCUCAUGUCAUGAAUAUCCAUAGCCAUUUUCGAGACAACUCCAAUAUAAAGUGUUUUUUUCUCAAAGUUGCCAGGAUGUCACGUGUCCUACUUAUAUUAGUACACUCAUAACAACUUAAACAUUACAUAAUUUUAUUCGAUCAAAUAAACCUCACGUAGCAAGUAAGCCAUUCAUUUCUUUGUUGACCAAAUUCGACACUCAUUGACCUCCAAACCAAAAAAAACGCACCUGCUGGAGGGAGACAGAUUUUCCACAGAGUUGGGUCUCUUGCUUACUCUCUGACAAAAGUAAACCUUGAAUUUGUAGGUUUAAAAUAUCCCUCUAGUGGCCAGGGUUGACCUAUUUUAAGAAAUGCCAUUGGUUGGUGGAUCUUUGAUAGGCUGAUGAAGAAUUUGUGGCAGGAUAUAAUCAGUGCCACCUGUUGAGGUUAGCAUAGGGCUAAUGUGUUCCAUGUUAUCUGAUGGCACCAGCAACAAUUUAGCUGUCGUGUGCAAGUAAAUCAACGAUUUUAAUUGACCGAUACGCAUUUUGUGCCAGAGAACAUGUUUAAAAUUAAAUGGUUGCUUAUUCGCAAGUAUGGACGCAAUGUAUUAAAACCUUAUUGUUCUACCUGCAGGCGGUACUCGUCGUCCAUCCAACGGCCCUUCUCUGUCCGGUACGACCCAUUCACCUGCAGCCUGGAGGUUCUGGACCAGCCCAGUAAGAUCCAGCAUGCCCUGGGCCAGAUGAGAGACGACCUGAAGAUACUACACAGUGCCCUGGAGAAACUGGGCUGA